CAAAAAUGGCACAUGAGAUUUUGCAGUGAGGGGUGUGUUUGAAUAGAAAGUGAAAGCUAACAGCAGUGUGGCCGACAGUUCAACUUUGAAACCCCACUCUUCGCUGUCUGCUUGGUGUUACCUAAACAUGGCACUGCUAACGUCAGCUCGAGUUUCACACAUCAGAGCCCUGCCCUGCAGCGCUCUGUCCCGUUUCCGAGCCGACUUCCAGACAUCAGGUGUCAAGUUCAGGCACUUGUUACCUCCGGGUAGCCCCCAGCUCAGAGGGACGGGAGUAACGAGUCCCGUACGAAGACAUAUUAACGCCGCAGUCCGAGGUGACAGAUUCUCCACCACUGCAGCGGCGCUUCGCAAAUCCAGCCAGACUAACGGUUCCUCUUCACCAAGGGGAAGGAGAGGCUGGCUGGGAACGUUUGCCCUGGGUGCUGCCCUCGGAGUGGGCACAGGCGCUCUAGUACAGGCCCUCCACACUGGAGUUUUAACCGCCAUGCCUCUAAAAAUUAACCUGGACUCUGCUGAGAGUAACUGGAAGGAAGCCAAGGAUUUCCUACUGUCUCUGUCCGUGAAGGACAGGCGUGGCUACUACAGAACCUCUGGCUCGGUGUUGCUGGAUGACAUCCCAGUGUGGACACCCACAGCAGGUGCCUCUAAGCCGAGUCGCUACAUGAGGAAUGAAACGUUAGACCAGAAGAUUUCCGUGUACAGUGGUGACAUAACCAAGCUGGAGAUAGAUGCCAUUGUCAAUGCAGCCAAUAAGAGUCUGCUUGGAGGAGGUGGAGUGGACGGAGCCAUCCACCGGGUCGCGGGUCCGCUGCUCAAGAACGAGUGCGCUUCGCUCCACGGCUGCGAGACGGGGGAGGCCAAGAUCACCUGUGGCUACGGCCUCCCGGCAAAGUAUGUGAUCCACACCGUGGGGCCGAUUGCUCAGGGAGGGGUCGGUGAGAGGGAGAGGAGAGCUCUGAGGUCAUGCUACUGGAACAGCCUGCAGACUGCCACUGAAAACGCUGCUCGAUCUGUGGCUUUUCCUUGCAUCUCCACUGGAAUCUACGGAUAUCCACCUGAACAGGCGGUGCACGAGGCGCUAGCAGCCGUGAGGGAGUUUCUUGAUGCGCAUCAUGACAAGCUGGACAGAGUCAUCUUCUGCGUGUUCCUGCCGACGGAUAAGGAGCUGUAUCUGCAGAACCUCCCGCUCUACUUCCCUCCUGCCUGACCCAUUCCUACAGAUUAUAGUGAAGAGGCCACUGUCAGGAGCAAGCUCUGAGCGAGAGGAUUUCUGAGACUCGGAGGCUGUGGAUACGCACCGCCACAUCCAGAUCACAUCCUCCUCCAGAUCAAGUCCUUCUCCUGCAACAAGAUUGCUUCUUUCUCUCACAUGUUGAUGUGUUUUCUUUCUGCUUCAGAGGUAUUGUGAUUAAGGUGGGGAAUGACGUUUAGUGUUUUUAUUGAAAAUCUUCCUAAAUCUGCAUUAAACCUGCGAGCCGCUGCUCAACUCCCCGGCCCGUGCAUCACGUGUCCUGUACGCAUCUGCAUCUGGAUUCCAAUUAAAUGUGUGUGUGUGUGUGAGAAACACGACAAAGCUUAAUAAAGCAAACCACACAG
Poeciliopsis prolifica (blackstripe livebearer) is the source of this 1599-nucleotide messenger RNA. RefSeq names its product mono-ADP ribosylhydrolase 1 (gene macrod1). The coding region runs from base 128 to 1210 and encodes 360 amino acids. NCBI's taxonomy places the organism in Eukaryota, Metazoa, Chordata, Actinopteri, Cyprinodontiformes, Poeciliidae. Gene Ontology annotation, cellular component: nucleoplasm. The record is from RefSeq and is a predicted model, not a curated record. The transcript is spliced from 11 exons. Gene Ontology annotation, biological process: peptidyl-glutamate ADP-deribosylation; DNA damage response; purine nucleoside metabolic process. Gene Ontology annotation, molecular function: ADP-ribosylglutamate-[protein] hydrolase activity.